Messenger RNA from Fraxinus pennsylvanica, 825 nucleotides. The record is from the annotation of a GenBank genome assembly. NCBI's taxonomy places the organism in Eukaryota, Viridiplantae, Streptophyta, Magnoliopsida, Lamiales, Oleaceae.
AUGAAGUCAAAACAAUCUUCAGUUCGCCCACUGGGCCAACGCUCUAUUGCUUCAACCUUCCUCUUUAGCGCUUCAAAUCGAGUUAGUGAUUGUAAGAAGAAUGUCGAAAUUAAAGCUCCCAAUCAAACGUGUUCUCGCGUUUCGCUAUCUGAUUUUCUCAAUCAAAAGUUGCACAAAAGUUCUGUGCUGCCCACAUCAGUUCAGGGGAAGCAGAGGCCAUUUGUGUCGCCACUAAGUCGUGAAGAAUUGAAAAGGUGUGCUGAAGGAGAAAGUGGCAGUAAGCAAAGAGGAGAUGCAAAUGUGAAUUGUUCUCUAGAAGGUGCUUUUGAAAUGUUCAAGCAUGUUGAGAAAUUUAAAAAGGAUAACACAGAUUCUUUUGGUAAUAAUGAUAGGGGAAGUAUUGAAACAGGUGACCUACAACAAACAAGAAAAAGAAAAAAUCUGUCUGUAGGCCAUGAUGAUGAGCCAUCUGCAAGAAAGCGUUUGAUAGUUCUUGGAGACGAUUCGAAGGCACCAUCAAGAGGAAAAAAGAAGAAUAUUUCUAGCAUGGAUGAACUUAAACCUCUCUUCAAUCAUUGCCAUGAUGAUGAGCCAUCUGCAAGAAAACGAAUGGCAGUUCUUGGAGACGAUUCAAAGCCAUUACGAAGAGGACAAAGGAAAACUUUCUCUAUCAAGGAAGAACAUAGACCUCUCUUCAAUCAUUAUGCAAAUGGGGGUGGUUGGUGGGACUCCAAUAUGGAAGGCGUUGAUAACGAAGAAGUCGGGUGCAAUGAAGUGUGGGAAGGAAUGGGCUCUAUCACGCUUGGAGGCCUUGAGUGGAACUAA